AUGGCGGGGGCGCCGCGCGGCGGAGGCGGCGGCGGAGGCGGCGGCGCGGGCGAGCCCGGGGGCGCCGAGAGGGCGGCCGGGCCGGGCGGCCGGCGCGGGCUGCGGGCGUGCGGCGAGGAGUUCGCGUGCCCCGAGCUGGAGGCGCUGUUCCGCGGCUACACGCUGCGGCUGGAGCAGGCGGCCACGCUGAAGGCGCUGGCCGUGCUCAGCCUGCUGGCCGGCGCGCUGGCGCUGGCCGAGCUGCUGGGCGCGCCGGGGCCCGCGCCCGGCCUGGCCAAGGGCUCGCACCCGGUGCACUGCGUCCUGUUCCUGGCGCUGCUCGUGGUCACCAACGUGCGCUCCCUGCAGGUGCCCCAGCUGCAGCAGGUCGGCCAGCUGGCGCUGCUGUUCAGCCUCACCUUCGCGCUGCUCUGCUGCCCCUUCGCGCUGGGCGGCCCCGCGGGGGGCUCCGCGGGCGCGGCGGCGGGGCCGGCGGCCGCCGAGCAGGGGGUCUGGCAGCUGCUGUUGGUCACCUUCGUGUCUUAUGCCCUGCUGCCCGUGCGCAGCCUGCUGGCCGUCGGCUUCGGGCUCGUGGUGGCUGCCUCGCACUUGCUGGUCACCGCCACCUUGGUCCCCGCCAGGCGCCCUCGUCUCUGGAGGACGCUCGGCGCCAACGCCCUGCUCUUCGUGGGCGUGAACAUGUAUGGCGUGUUCGUGCGCAUCCUGACCGAGCGCUCACAGCGCAAGGCCUUCCUGCAGGCACGGAGCUGCAUUGAGGACCGGCUGCGGCUGGAGGACGAGAAUGAGAAGCAGGAGCGGCUCCUCAUGAGCCUCCUGCCCCGCAACGUCGCCAUGGAGAUGAAGGAGGACUUCCUGAAGCCCCCUGAGAGGAUCUUCCACAAGAUCUACAUCCAGAGACACGACAACGUGAGCAUCCUGUUUGCGGACAUCGUGGGCUUCACGGGGCUGGCGUCCCAGUGCACGGCCCAGGAGCUGGUCAAACUUCUCAACGAGCUCUUUGGCAAGUUCGAUGAAUUAGCCACGGAGAACCACUGUCGCCGCAUCAAGAUCCUCGGGGACUGCUACUACUGCGUGUCGGGCCUCACCCAGCCCAAGGCCGACCACGCCCACUGCUGCGUGGAGAUGGGACUGGACAUGAUUGACACCAUCACGUCCGUGGCCGAGGCCACUGAGGUGGACCUGAACAUGCGUGUGGGGCUGCACACGGGCCGUGUGCUCUGCGGCGUGCUGGGCCUGCGCAAGUGGCAGUAUGACGUGUGGUCCAAUGACGUGACCCUGGCCAACGUCAUGGAGGCCGCCGGCCUGCCCGGGAAGGUUCACAUCACAAAGACAACCCUGGCCUGCUUGAACGGGGACUACGAGGUGGAGCCGGGUCACGGGCAGGAGAGGAACAGCUUCCUGAGGGCCCACGACAUCGAGACGUUCUUUAUCGUGCCGUCGCAUCGCAGGAAGAUCUUCCCAGGCCUGAUUCUCUCAGACAUCAAACCGGCCAAGCGGAUGAAGUUCAAGACCGUGUGCUACCUGCUGGUGCAGCUCAUGCACUGCCGGCGCAUGUUCAAGGCCGAGAUCCCCUUCUCCAACGUCAUGAGCUGUGAGGAUGAUGACAAGAGGAGGGCGCUGAGGACAGCCUCGGAAAAAGUCCGAAACCGCUCGUCCUUCUCGACAAACGUCGUCUACGCCACGCCGGGCUCGCGUGUCAACAGGUACAUCAGCCGCCUCCUGGAAGCCCGCCAGACAGAACUGGAGAUGGCCGAUCUCAACUUCUUCACGCUGAAGUACAAGCACGUGGAGCGGGAGCGGAAGUACCAUCAGCUGCAGGAUGAGUGCUUCACCACUGCCGUUGUCCUCGCCCUCGUCCUGGCUGCCUUGUUCGGCCUCGUCUACCUUCUGAUCAUCCCGCAGAGUGUGGCCGUCCUGCUCCUGCUGGUCUUCUGCAUCUGCUUCCUGGUGGCCUGUGUCCUGUACCUGCACAUCACCCGAGUCCAGUGUUUUCCAGGGUGCCUCACCAUCCAGAUCCGCACUGUCCUGUGCGUCUUCAUCGUGCUCCUGAUCUACUCGGUAGCCCAGGGCUGCGUGGUGGGCUGCCUGCCCUGGGCCUGGCCCGCCAAGGCCAACAGCUCCACGGUGGUCGUGGCAGCCGGCGGCCGGCGCACUGUGCUGCCCGCCGUGCCCUGUGAGUCUGCGCCGCACGCCCUGCUCUGCUGCCUGGUGGGCACCCUGCCGCUGGCCGUGUUCCUGCGCGUGUCCUCCCUGCCCAAGAUGGUCCUGCUGUGCGGGCUCACUGCCUCCUACAUCCUGGCCCUGGAGCUCAGCGGCUACGGCAAGGCCGGGGCCGGAGCCGCCCCGGGGCGCAGCUACGAGCCGGUCAUGGCCAUCCUGCUCUUCUCCUGCACGCUGGCCCUGCACGCCAGGCAGGUGGACAUCAAGCUGCGGCUGGACUACCUCUGGGCAGCGCAGGCGGAAGAGGAGCGAGACGACAUGGAGCGGGUGAAGGUGGACAACAAGCGGAUCCUGUUCAACCUGCUGCCCGCCCACGUGGCCCAGCACUUCCUUAUGUCCAACCCACGCAACAUGGACCUCUACUACCAGUCCUACUCCCAGGUGGGCGUCAUGUUCGCCUCCAUCCCCAACUUCAACGACUUCUACAUCGAGCUGGAUGGCAACAACAUGGGGGUGGAGUGUCUGCGCCUCCUCAACGAGAUCAUCGCUGACUUCGACGAGCUCAUGGACAAAGACUUUUACAAGGACCUAGAGAAGAUCAAGACCAUCGGGAGCACCUACAUGGCUGCAGUGGGGCUGGCGCCCACAGCCGGCACCAGGGCUAAAAAGUCCAUCUCCUGCCACCUCAGCGCCCUGGCCGACUUUGCCAUCGAGAUGUUCGAUGUCCUGGAUGAGAUCAACUACCAGUCCUACAACGACUUCGUCCUCCGUGUGGGCAUCAACGUGGGCCCCGUGGUGGCCGGGGUGAUUGGCGCUCGCCGACCGCAGUAUGACAUCUGGGGGAACACGGUCAAUGUGGCCAGUCGGAUGGACAGCACUGGGGUCCAGGGCCGAAUCCAGGUGACGGAGGACGUCCACCGGCUGCUGAGAAAGUGCCCCUACCACUUCGUAUGCCGAGGCAAAGUCAGCGUGAAGGGCAAGGGGGAGAUGCUGACCUACUUCCUGGAAGGCAGGACCGACGGGAACGGCUCCCAGCCCAGGUCCCUGAGCCUGGGGCAGAAGAUGUGUCCUUAUGGGAGAGGCGGCCUCCAGGCCAGGCGCCCCCCACUGGGGCCCCCGGCCGGCCCCCUGGUGGGUGCCGGGCUCCCCCAACAGCCCGGUGCCCAGUUCCUGCCCCCUGCAGCCGCUGGGAAGGAGGCCUAG
Molecule: messenger RNA, 3363 nt
Organism: Lepus europaeus (European hare)
Lineage: Eukaryota; Metazoa; Chordata; Mammalia; Lagomorpha; Leporidae
Gene: ADCY1
Product: adenylate cyclase 1
Exons: 20
Coding region: 1-3363 (1120 amino acids)
Biological process (GO): intracellular signal transduction; cAMP biosynthetic process; adenylate cyclase-activating G protein-coupled receptor signaling pathway
Cellular component (GO): plasma membrane
Molecular function (GO): adenylate cyclase activity
Source: RefSeq, a predicted model, not a curated record